UUCCUGGCGGGGUGUGUUGGCGGUGCGGCUGGUGUGCUGGUGGGACACCCCUUUGACACUGUUAAGAUGACAGAUAAGCCUCAUCACGGGAGAGUUACCUAGUAAGUAUAGCCCAGGUGAACACUUCUGUUUCUCUCAGUCUUAAUUUAUUCCCAAAUGUAUUAGUUCAAGUAAAGAACCGAAAGAUUUAUGAAGCUUUUUCCCUUUUUAAUUUUAAACUGAUGUGUCCCUCUUCUACAGCUGUGGCAUGGAGGGAGUGGGGUUUAAAUAUCCCUUCUUUUUUUUAAAUGUAGUUUUAUUCUGAACCUUCUUUCUGCUAUGCAUUUCUGGCUGUAUGCACUCCCACACACAGCACACUGUUGCUGAGGUCUUAGCCACUACAAAUUCUUGGAUGAUGUUUUCAUUGCUCAAAUACUUCUGAAGUCACUGAUUUCCCACAUUAUUGAAUGCUUGGAUGUUUUGAGGAUGGAGUGGUUUGGGUUUUUUUAUUUACUCUUGAGUGCCUUUAUGCAAGUCUUUAGUGAUGUGAAAUUGCUGGGUGUUAUUAUUGGACCUAACACCUUGGUGUUUUCCAGUAAGAAGGAAGGUAGAAUAUUGGGCAGUGAAUGGAACAGGUGGACAAACUUUGCACAUGAUUCAUCUUUCCUAUAGUUGUGGAGCUUGUUGAAUAUGCAUUAACAUGCAUGAAAAUGCAAAUUUUAUGUGCACUCAUGGCCAUAUGUGGCAGUCUGCUAAUGUGAGUAGCCCUGUGUGACCAGCACUGUGCUCAAGAGAAAGAGGUUUCAUUCUUAGACCUGGGGAGUCAGUACUCUAAAUAUUCUACCCUAGUAAGGCUUAAUUGGUUAAUAUUGCACAAAUUAUUUAGACAAAAAUAGAGGGAGCUGUAUGCCACUAGGAAAUUCAGCCCAUUGAUAUGGCUGAGUCUAAACUAUUAAACACAAGCAGAAAGGAUAAAGUAAGAAAGUUUCUAAGCUGCAAAUCCCCCAAAGCCCCUAUGUGUGGAAGUCACAGACAAGGUUUGAAACAAUAACAGUAAAUUCUAAGUGGAGUAAAACCUUUGUUUGUACAAUUGUGACAGCUUGUUAAGAUUUACCUUUGCUUGUGGACCUGCUUCUUUAACAGUUUUGACAGUCUUUCUAUUCCCCAAAAGUCACUUGAAGUGACAAAGGAUUUAUUUUCUUUGAAUCCUACUGUAAGCCUGCUUUUAAUGCUGAGAUGUGACAAUACCCAAGGUGAUCUCAGCCUCCCACUAUGGCUAGCAUACACUAAUGUAUGUACUAAAUGACAUGGAAAACUAAAGUUUUGAUUUACAAAGCAGAAAAUAACAUGUUGUAGGAAAAAUACUAAAACUGUCAAUUUCUUUUUGCUUUGAAUAUGGGAUUCUGACAAACCACCUCCAUAAAUCUUUUUCUAGACACACACAUUACAGGCCUUUCAUUGCUGUGGUGGUGUUUUAUUACUUUAGGCAACCAUGAAAAAAAAAUAAGUUCAGGAAUCUUUUACAUAGAGGUAAUUUUUUGUUCUUUUGCUCAGAAUAAGAGACUGAAUUUUUUUGCACUGGAGUUGCAGCAGCAGCAUUACAUCUUUUGUGAAGAACAUUGCAGCCCUCCAUGUGGGAGAUAAAACAGAUUUAUAACAUUAUCAAUCCAGUGAAAUCAACUUACUGAGCUCAUUGCUGAGUGUAGAGCUUUGCCUGAGCUAGGUAGAACUGAGACUCUUAAAGUGCUGAGGGCAAACAAGCAUGAAAAAAGCAGAAUUGGAAUUUUCCAUUAAAGGUUAGAAAGCAUCCAGAAAAGAGAUCUCCUAAGACCACCAGUUACAGAAGCAUUUAUCUCUCCAGCAGAACAUACUCUUUCUUUUUUGGAAAAGUUAGUUGAUUGCUAACAUUUAAAGGUUUGAAGCAGCUACACCCUCACCAGUUGCUUGCAUUCAGCAGGCUUAAAAACUAAAAUAGACUAAAAUUUGAAAGGACAAAUGGCUUUUUAGUCCUUCCCUUAUGCAAAGACAGACAGCUUAAAGUCAACACCCAGCUACCCUCUGAAAAAAAAAACAAAAAAAACCAAAAAACCAAAAAAUCAGAUCUCAAUGAAUGGGCCCAAAUCUAGCAUUUAGAACCACUAUGGCUAUUGCUGAAAGUUUCCAUCCUUUUAAAGUUAUCCUAAUCUCAUGCUUGACUUGCAAAUAACUUUUAAAAUUAAAUGGUCUCAGGUUUGCACAGGUAUUCUUUAGUGAGAACAGAAGCAUUCUUGGCAGCUAAAGAAAGUCCCUAUUGUAGCCUGUACUGGAAAAGCAUCUGUUUGAAAUUCUAGAUGUCAAUGUACCUUUCCACUUAUUGGUUUGCUAAGAGUCACGAGAAGUUGGUGAUCCUCUUCCCCUCAUGUUUUCAGCCCCAAACUUAGGUCAAAGAUUUCUCAAACUUAGACAAGAUUUUUCAAAUUAUUGUGCCCCAUAUGGCACUCCAGUGUCCAGCCUGUGCUCCUGCAUAUGCAUUGCUGUAGCAAAUCUCCACAUAGGUACAAGACAGUAGCUUGCCCUUUAGGCUGCUCCUGAUGUACAAAUUGGUAUCUCACACAACUUUUUGUAGGUUCGUCUGCAAGUUCAAAAUGUAGAGAAACCUCUCUACCGUGGGACUUUCCAUUGCUUUCAGUCCAUCAUAAAGCAAGAAUCUGCUUUUGGACUCUAUAAAGGCAUCGGGUCACCAAUGAUGGGGCUUACGUUCAUUAACGCGCUGGUGUUCGGUGUGCAAGGAAACACCCUCCGUGCUCUGGGCAAAGACACUCCUCUGAACCAGUUCCUGGCAGGGUCAGCUGCUGGGGCCAUCCAGUGUGUCAUCUGCUGUCCCAUGGAGCUGGCAAAGACAAGGAUGCAGCUUCAAGGAACGGGAGAAUAUAAACUAAAAACGAAGAACUACAAAAAUUCUCUGGACUGUUUGAUCAAAAUCUAUCAAAAGGAAGGGCUGAGGGGUAUCAACAGGGGCAUGGUCUCUACCUUCAUAAGAGAAACUCCAAGCUUUGGCUUUUACUUCCUGACCUAUGACUGCAUGACUCGGUACUUGGGCUGCGAGGCCGAGGACAGCUACGUCAUUCCCAAGCUGCUGUUUUCGGGAGGGAUGUCGGGAAUCGUGUCGUGGCUCUCCACCUAUCCCAUGGAUGUGAUCAAAUCCCGGCUCCAGGCCGACGGUGUAGGAGGGGUCACACAGUACAAGGGCAUCCUGGACUGUGUCAGGAAGAGUUACCACGAGGAGGGCUGGAGGGUGUUCACCAGAGGCCUCACCUCCACGCUCCUCCGUGCUUUUCCCGUCAAUGCCGCCACCUUUGCCACUGUCACCGUGUUCCUCAUGUACAUGAAGUCAGAAGACAACCUUCCUGAAUGUGAACCAGGCCCUGUAAUCCACCAGCCUUCCAGUUUGUGAACCUUCUCUCUUUGCUCUCCUCAUCCAAAGCCCAGCUGGUUGGGUUUUGUGAAACAUGAACACUUGACCUGCACAAGUAGUGUGGAUUUAUGCUGUCUGUAUAAAGAGUUCCUAAAUGUAUCAGAUUAGGGUUUCAUCUCACUACUUGUAUAAACAGCAUCUUGCCUUAUUCAGGACUCCAUAUCUAGUAGUAUUCAAGUCAGAGGGGGACCUGCCUUUUGAGAGUUGCUGUUGUGGCUCCAGAAGAGGUUCUGGAGAGUGUUCUAGCACCAGAAAUGGGGUUUUUCUUUCACUCAGGUUCUGAAUGACUGAGUUGAGUUGAAUGCAGAAGUGUUUUCAUGAAAGAAAUACUCAUUUUGUAUGUGACAGGAGUAAGUGUACUCCUCUAAGGUGAAGGAGUUAGAAGUGUGAUGGUGGAGGUGUUUUGCAGGUAACCCUGAACUGUAAAGACAUGGACUAGCACUCAGCUAGUCCCAUGUUUUACUUUUCCUUUGCUUUUUUAUGUCAAUGGUUUUAAUAGAACUUUGUUCAUACUGAUUUGUUAAAAAAAAGAAAAAAAAAAUUGUACUUAAAGUUACUCCCUGACCUUUUAGCUCUGAAUAAAUAUCUUAAGCACAAAGUUAGCAUCUGCACUCAAAUGCACUUGUUCCUUUAAACCUCAAGGCUUGUAAGGAUUUAGGGAAAGUCAAAUCUAGUAGGACUGGUGUUUGCCCUCACCUCUGUUUCUCCUCUGGUGGGUGCACAGACUGCAUUGAGCAGUUCAGCCCAGGGGACUUUGUUCUCUGAAGUUGGUGCAACUUUGCCCCACUUCUCCCAAUGUGCCCCAUAGCAGCCAGUGAUGUACAGAAGUCAAAGUCCUGCCUGUGGUAUUGCACAAAAUGUUUGUGGAUGCAAUGUUAGCUUUGCAGCUUGAAGUAUCUUAGAAGUACAUAUAUAUUUAGGACUGGAGGUUUCAUACCUUUCCAGAAAAUAGGGGUGUAAGUGUCUGAAAUGGUUGCUGUUCAAUACACUUGCAUUAUGAAUUAAAACAAUACUGAUUUUUAUGUAUUUAGUUACAGUGCUACUGGAAAGACUGAAAAGGGUUUUGGAGAAUUUUCUUGUUACGUUAAUCUGCUGUAAUUUUUUUUUUUUUUUUACCAGUCUGUUCAAGAAUUGAAUUAGCCAAAGAGCUACAAACAGUUAUUUAAGAUUUGAGCUAAAAGCUACACAUAUUUGUCACAAAUAGCCAGGAGGAAGGACUGUAUGUGUGUGAGCAAUGUUUUAAAACAUAUCAAACUAGUUCAGUAAGUACAACUUGUUACACUUUUGGUUGGGACAAGUGCAAUAGGUGUUUAAUUUAUAUGAAUUUUCUAAAGAAGCGUUAUUUCAUAGCAUUUUGCACUGUAACAAAAUAUGCUGGAGAAACCUGUAAAAUUGGUAUGUCUUUUUAUACCUUGAAGGUAUGGUGGAUGUUUUAGUGCCUACUUGCACUGAGAUUCAAAUUGAAUGUUAAAUCUGUCUACUAAGCUGCAUAUGCACAACAAAUCACAGCAAAGACCAUUUACACCUUUGUACAGGAGUAUGUCAAGUCUUGUAUAUAUAUUAAGGGAAUAAAUUUUUUAAAAAUUUU
This is a messenger RNA of Oenanthe melanoleuca, 5021 nucleotides long. RefSeq names its product solute carrier family 25 member 29 (gene SLC25A29). Gene Ontology annotation, biological process: mitochondrial L-ornithine transmembrane transport. The transcript is spliced from 4 exons. Lineage: Eukaryota; Metazoa; Chordata; Aves; Passeriformes; Muscicapidae. The record is from RefSeq and is a predicted model, not a curated record. Gene Ontology annotation, cellular component: mitochondrion. Gene Ontology annotation, molecular function: high-affinity L-arginine transmembrane transporter activity. The coding region runs from base 2702 to 3412 and encodes 236 amino acids.